Molecule: messenger RNA, 1814 nt
Organism: Oncorhynchus masou masou (cherry salmon)
Lineage: Eukaryota; Metazoa; Chordata; Actinopteri; Salmoniformes; Salmonidae
Product: ankyrin repeat domain-containing protein 10-like
Exons: 6
Coding region: 177-1265 (362 amino acids)
Molecular function (GO): protein binding
Source: RefSeq, a predicted model, not a curated record
GGUUGGAACGUCAUCCAUUUGUGUGUUCAUUGUUAGCAGCAGCAAGCAGGCAGGUUGCGGUGUGCUUUCACGAAACGGCACUCAAAGAAACAUUACCACAAUCACUACAUUUGGAAACAGACGACGGCAUUAAUUGUUAUUUUCUCGCAAAAAUAGUGUUUUAUAUUCGUUUGAUAAUGUCGGUGGGCAUCGAGUCGGGAUUCUCAAGUGAGGAGGUUCUGAACGUUCGCUUCCCACUCCACCGGGCGUGCAGGGAUGGAGAUAUCGGUGCGUUGUGCUCGCUUCUUCAGUGUCCCUCAAACCCGGCGGACCUAGCAGUGGAGGACUCUUUCUACGGCUGGACACCCAUACAUUGGGCUGCUCAUUUCGGAAAGUUGGAGUGUGUGAUGCGUUUGGUGCAGGUGGGCUGUGGGGUCAACUCGGUGACCACGAGGUUUGCUCAGACGCCCACUCACAUCGCUGCAUUUGGGGGCCACCCAGAGUGUCUGCUGUGGCUGCUGCAAGCUGGUGCUGACAUCAACAGACAGGACUAUGUUGGUGAGACUCCUAUCCAUAAGGCUGCCCGUGCAGGCAGUCUGGACUGUGUCAACGCUCUCCUGAUUCAGGGGGCGAAAGCUGAUAUGAGGAACGCUAGUGGGCUGUCCGCUGCUGACCUGGCCCAUGCCCAGGGGUUUCACGAGUGUGCUGAGAUACUAUCCAAUGCCCAGAACCUGCAGCGGUACCAGAACCUGACCCAGCUUAAUGGCUUUGGUCUGAACGGUGCCAUCCAGAACGGAGGCCACUCCCACCCUCUCAUUCAAGGGCGGAGCCUCCUUAACGGGGCACCAAAUAGAAAGAGGUCAUUUGAUAACAUGGAAGACAAUCAAAUCAAGAAGGCCAGAACUGAAGGUCUGUGCCUGCCGCUGGGGAUGCUGAACGGGAAUGGGUUGGUCUGCGGUGUCGGAGAGGUACUGAUGGAGAGCAUGCACCAGGAGAGUAUGGAGUCAGCAGCGCCGCCGGCAGUGAGCUCAGGUGACCCUCUAGAAGCAGGUUUAGGGUGUGAGGGGAUCCCCUUAAACAGGCACUGCCCCCCAACACACCUGAAUGGGUGUGACUCUACCAUCGCCCCUGCCGACAUCGUCCCCCACGUCUACAGGGAUGCAGCAGAGCACAUGGUUGCCACUGGUAACGCGGGCAGCCAGGUGGAACACCAGACAUCGGUGAAGGCAGAGCAGCAGUAUAACCAUGCCCUGUUCAGCACCAUGCUCCUCUACCACGGCUCCUAAGGUGAAAGGAUCCCGUUGUCAGGCCAUCCCUCGGUUUGCCUGUCAUUUAUGCUUGAUGUAAGCAAGCAUUCAUACGCCUUAAAACCAUGAAGUGAGUUGAGUGGCUGCUUCUUUAUAUGGUCAUUGUGUAGUUUAUUUAUGUUAAGGGAAGGGCCAUCUCUCCUAAAGGGGAGUGUUUACUUUUCAGUUUAUAGAUAUGAAAUGUUCUAUAAAACAGUCACUUGUUUCAUGAUACCUUUUUGUGAUGUGAAAAGUCGAUUUUGAGUGGCUAAAGAAAAAGCUACAGUUAAGGCAUAUAAUGCAUUCUUUGUCAACUUAAUGUUUAUACAUCUGUUUUUUCAGUUAUCCUCGGGUCAAAACUAGCCUGAAUGUAAAGGAAAGUGUUAUGUCAGAUUUCUCAAAUGAGAUGGGUUUUUCUGAGUAAUGAAAUGAUGACUCAACCUUUGAAACCCUUGUUUGUUUGAAAAAUGUAUUUUAACUAUGAGGCAGGUUUUGUUUUGUCAUCCUCGUUCAUCUGUAUCCUGAUAAAUUAAAUGACCUAAAAGCACA